Molecule: messenger RNA, 2709 nt
Organism: Ruditapes philippinarum (Manila clam)
Lineage: Eukaryota; Metazoa; Mollusca; Bivalvia; Venerida; Veneridae
Exons: 18
Coding region: 104-2491 (795 amino acids)
Cellular component (GO): cytoplasm; nucleus
Molecular function (GO): protein serine/threonine phosphatase activity; calcium ion binding
Source: RefSeq, a predicted model, not a curated record
UACGACUUCUAGAUAUAAUGAACACCGUUUGUUAUUACGAAGUGAUUGAAAUUUUGGAAUUUUGUUUAUUAAUUUGAAGUUUAGACUAUGAAUUGUGUAUAAAAUGGCAUCAGAAUUUGUCAGUCUUCUCAUACCUCGGACGUUGGACAACAGAUAUCUGUUGUUGAACUUCGGGGGUCAAGGUCUAUGGCUUCCAAGUUGUGACAGAACAGGGGAUGAGUCCCUCAAAGUUGUUGCAACUAAACUUGGUGAACAGGCAACAGGUCAGAAAAUUGUACUGAAGGGAGUAAUACGUACACAGUUUACAAGAUAUCUACAUCUUCCCACCAAGAUUCAUGUUAUAUUUCUGGCAGUGCCUAUUGCAUCUAUAGAAAAGUGUAGUAUAGAUGCUGUGUGGUUGUCAGAUACAGAGAUGGAGCAACAUAUGGAUGGCAGCAUAACACCGUACAUGCUUGGUCCAGAACCCAUCAAGUUUAUUAACCAGAUUAAGGAGGGUUCAGGUCCUGUACCACAGUCAACAUUAAGUGAGACAAGUCUAGAGUAUGUAGAUAUUGAAUCAGAUUCUUCCCAGAUAACACCACAAGAAUCACUACUGAAGUCAUCAAAACUAGGCAAAAAAGAGCAAGAGUUGCUGUUUCAAGAGUUUAUGGAGCAUGUACAUCCCAGUCAUUUUAUGAACAAAACUGUCUUCACAAAAUACAUGGAUCUUAAAGGAGGGAAGGUGGACAAUAUAGAUCAUCUCUUUAGGGCAUUUGAUGUACAUAAAAGAAAGUAUUUAUCAUGUAAGGAUGUGUUAUUGGGUCUAGCAGCUAUGGAACCAACAACACAACAUGGUGGUAUGCCAGCCGAGAUGAGAUGUAGAUACAUAUUUAGGUACUUUGACAGAAAUAUGGACGGCCAUCUACAAUUCGAUGAAUUCAAGAGGUUGGUGAGUGAUAUUCGACAAAGUAAAGGGUUGUCUUGUGAUGAUGAAGCUGUGGAGGAAGAUGCUAUAAAUAGUGCCAAAUUAUUUGGAACAGAAACCAAAGAUAAGCUACCAUUGGCUGAUUUCCUGAGUGCCGUAGGUCAGCUCAAGUUUCGAGGAACGUCUGUUUUGUUUCGGCUGCCACAUUCUUGUACACUCUCUUUAAAAAGUUUAGAAACAGAUGACAACGCUCCUGACAGUGACAUGGAACCACCUUAUAAGAGAUCCCGUCCAAAAAUAACUGACCCUAUUAAACCAAACAAAAAGUUUGGAAAUACAGGUCCAGGGCCAAAUAAUGAUGCAUUUAAGCAUCCGGAGGGUCGUCCGUUUACAGCAGCCCAUAAACAACACAGGUACGAGUUGGCAACACAUACUGUCAAGGUACGCAGAACUGGAGCAUUGCAGGAAGUGAUGGCAAUAUGGGACUUACAUGGCACUGGGGCUAUUACCAACACGUCAGUUACACAUUUAGAAGGUGAUAUAUCAAGAUUUCAACGGAUGUCGUCUAUAGAUUCUUUCAAUCAACGAUCUCAUCCUAAUGAAAUGUUAACUGGUCUUAAAUACUUUGAGAGGUCAAUAAAGGGAGAUAAUGGAUCUUUCACAAAGAAUGCAUUUGACUGGGGACAGGUAGACAAGAAUGCCCUUGCUAAAUGUUUGUUAACAUUGUGUAGACAGGUCAAGGACAUUCUCUCAGAUGAACCAAGAUUGCUCAAAUUAAAAGCUCCAAUGUAUAUCUUAGGAGAUAUUCAUGGGAACUAUAGAGAUUUGAUAUGUUUUGAGAAAGCUUUAUGGAGAUUAGGACCUUUAUUAACCCCAGCUUCCUUUUUGUUCCUUGGAGAUUAUGUUGACAGAGGUGACUUUGGAAUUGAGGUCAUUUCUAAUUUGUUCGCACAGAAGAUUUUAGCCCCUCACAAAUUUCACCUGUUGAGGGGUAACCAUGAGUUACGGAGUGUACAAGAAAUGUUCUCGUUCAAAACCGAGUGCCUGUCUAAGUUUGGUGACAGUAUAGGUAGCCAACUAUGGGAGGCAAUCAAUGACUGUUUUGAUGUAAUGCCAAUAGCAGCAACAGUAGAUGAUAAGAUAUUUUGUGUACAUGGGGGUAUACCAAUGCCGGAAUUAGACGGAGGAUUUAUAGAUGCCAUAAACAAAGUGCCAAACCCAUUGAAGAACCCUGAAGAUGAGAGUACUCUGGCAUGGGAUAUAAUGUGGAGUGAUCCAGUCAGUCUGGAUGUAUUAACUCCAGAGACAAUUCAGGAACUAAAAGAAAACAAAGGCUUCAUAGCAAACACUAGACGAGGGACUGCCCAUUUCUUCAGCUGUGAUGCUUUGUUUGGCUUCUUAGAUAGAAAUGGCCUGACACAUGUUAUUAGGGCUCAUGAGGUGCAGGAAGCUGGCUUCCAGGUACAACAACAGGGCAAGUUACUGACAGUAUUCUCCUCGUCACAUUACUGUGGGGGUAGCAACGAAGCCGCAUGUGUACUUGCCGAUAACUACAAACUACGUAUGAUCAGAAUAGAUACGACCUGAACAUGCCUCUAGUUUCCAUGGUUACCAGUAUAGUUAUCAUCUGCGAGAAGAAAUCAUGGCCAGCUGGGAGAAAUUAACAUUCAGCAUCUAGUUUCAUGUAUUUUUAAACAUUUACUUGAUAAAUGUACAUGAUAUUUUAUAUUUGAACAAAGCGUUGGGUGUGUGUUUUCUCAAUGACAUUUCAAGGAUCAUCUGUUACUGAUUGAGUUGGUUUUUGG